Molecule: messenger RNA, 2358 nt
Organism: Closterium sp. Naga37s-1
Lineage: Eukaryota; Viridiplantae; Streptophyta; Zygnematophyceae; Desmidiales; Closteriaceae
Source: the annotation of a GenBank genome assembly
AUGGCGGCCGACAAUAACGAGGAUGAUCUGGCGACGCGUGACUCUGGCGAGCGCCCGGACGAGUGGACGGAGAGCGACAGGGCGGACACGGGGGUUGUGACACAAACGGGGGACGAGGAGGAAGAGGAGGCGGAUGCAGAGGCGGAGGCGGAGGGGGAGCAGCAGGAAUACGGGGAAGGGGGGGCGGAGGCGGAAGGAGAAGAGUACGCAGAGGAAGGGGAAGGUGGAGAGGAAGAAGCGGAGGAGGAUGGGGAGGAGAAUGGUUACGGAGAGCAGGAAGGAGCAGCGGAACGGGGAGAAGCGGAAGGGGGAGAAUCGGAAUGGGGAGAGGAAGGGGGGGAGGGGGAGGAGGGGGAUGUGGAAGUGUGGGUGGCUGGGCAGGAUGAAGCGGAGGGGGAUGGCGGAGAGGUGGAGGGGGCGGGGGAGUGGGCGGACGCGCGGGGGGGCGGCGAGGGGGAAUGGGAGGAAGGAGGAGAGGGGGACGAGGGGGAUGUGGAGGUGUGGGUGGCUGGGCAGGAUGAUGCGGAGGGGGAUGGGGGAAACGAGGGGCGUGGGGGAGGGGAGGGAGACGGAGGGAUGGAAGGAGGAACGGUAGGGGAAGCAGAGUUGGGGGAGGAGGCAGUAGAGGGUGAGGAAGCGGGAGAAGGAGAGGAAGCGGGGGAAGAGGCGGGGGAGGAAGGGGGGGAAGGAGAGGAAGGCGGAGAUGGGGAUGGGGAGUAUCCUGGGUGGGCGAGUGAUGCGUUGCUUUCGUUUCUGGAGGAGCAGGGCGAGAGUGUGAAGGUCCCUCUGUACUGGUCUGCUGUGAAGAGGAUCGUUGCAGGGUACAUCCAAGCCAACGGGCUGCAGGUGAGACUGGAACCAAAGGGGUGCAGUGCAGAUGAGUGCUCGAGGCAGCAGGGUGCAAGGGAGUGCCGUGAGCAACUGCAGGGCGAGAGUGUGAAGGUCCCUCUGUACUGGUCUGCUGUGAAGAGGAUCGUUGCAGGGUACAUCCAAGCCAAUGGGCUGCAGGUGAGUGCUCGAGUCAAAGGGGUGCAGGGGAGGGCGAGAGUUCCGGGGAAAAAGAGGAAGCGUGGCCGGCCCCCCAAGGCCUCUCGAGACGACCCAGCCACUGCUACAGCCGCCGCUACAGCUGCCGAACCCAACCACACCCGCUACUCCGAUCCAUUCGCCUCAGACCCAGACGUCCCUGAAGUGACCAACCCUUUCGGCCCCUCUGCCUUUUCCCCUGCUCCUCCGGCUCCCCCAACGGGCCCUGAGUGUGGGUACGCGGCGGUGACGCUGGCGAAUCUGGGCGGGGUGUUUCUGAAGCGAAGGCAGCUGGAGGGGUUGCUGGCGGAUGAGGGGUUUGACCGCAAGGUGGUGGGCACGUUUGUGCGUAUUCGGGUACCGGGCCCGGCCAAUCAGACAGAGGCCUGCUAUCGACUCUGUGGGUAUGCGGCCGUGACGCUGGCGAGUUCGGACCCGUUCGGCCCCUCCUCCUCAGCCUUCCCCCCUGCUCCUCCCGCUCCCCCCCCGGGCCCUGAGUGUGGGUACGCGGCCGUGACGCUGGCGAAUCUGGGCGGGGUGUUUCUGAAGCGAAGGCAGCUGGAGGGGUUGCUGGCAGAUGAAGGGUUUGACCGCAAGGUGGUGGGCACCUUUGUGCGGAUCCGUGUGCCGGGCCCGGCCAAUCAGACAGAGGCGUGCUAUCGACUCUUGGAGAACCCUCCCUUCCUCCUCCCCUCCUCCCCUCCUCUCCUCCUCCCCUCCUCUCCUCCUCCCCUCCUCCCCUCCUCCCCUCCUCCACUCCUCCCCUCCUUCCCUCCUUCCCUUCUUCCCUCCUUUACGAGCCAGACUGAUAUGUACCCCGUGGGAAAGGGGCUGACCAACAGGGUGGGUGCUGCUCAUCAUGAACUCUCCCUCCCUGCCCUUUGCCUCUCACAUGCCUCCAUCCUUUUCAAUUCCCCUUCAUCAGGUUGCACGAGUCAGACGGAGAUGUAUCCAGUGGGCAAGGGCCUGACCAACCGGGUGCUGCUCAUCAUGAACCUCAAGACUCCAGAGGCCACGACUAUCGACCUGGUCUCCAACUCCGACUUCACUGAGGAGGAAUGUCAGAAGCUGCGGCAGUACAUGAAGUGGGGGCUAGUGGAUCGACUGACAGUGGACGAGGUGGCAGCCAAGGAGAACGAGUUGCACGAGCUCAAAGUCAAUGAUUGGUUGGAGGCAGAGCGAGUGAAGCUGACCAAGUUGAGGGACAGGGCCAGAGAGCUACUCUCACUCACACCUCCCUUGUCCACUGCACCUCUGUGCUUUGCUUUCUCUCUUACUGCUGCCUCCACCCUCCCACUCAACUCUCCCAGUGGUUGGAGGCAGAGCGAGUGA